Molecule: messenger RNA, 2325 nt
Organism: Trypanosoma conorhini
Lineage: Eukaryota; Euglenozoa; Kinetoplastea; Trypanosomatida; Trypanosomatidae
Product: putative beta-adaptin
Exons: 1
Coding region: 1-2325 (774 amino acids)
Biological process (GO): intracellular protein transport; vesicle-mediated transport
Cellular component (GO): clathrin adaptor complex; membrane coat
Molecular function (GO): clathrin binding
Source: RefSeq, a predicted model, not a curated record
AUGGCGGCGAUAGCGUCAAACCUGCCGGUGGGUAUGCGGGGGGAGGUGAACGAGCUGCGGCUGCAUAUGCGGGAUCCACAGUUUGAGAAGAAUCCCGUUCACAGGCGUGAUGUUCUUCGCAAAGUGAUUGCUCUCAUGACGAUGGGCGUAGACACGUCAAGUCUCUUCAGCGAGAUGAUACUGGCAUGCUGUACGACGGACAUUGUUUGCAAGAAGCUCAUCUACUUCUACCUCAUCAGUCGCUCGGAGAACAACGCGGAGCUGGCACUGAUGAGCAUCAACACCCUGACAAAGGAGUGCGCGGACGAAAGCCCGCUGGUGCGGGGCCUCGCCCUGCGUUCGUUAGCGUCGUUGCGUCUGCCGCAACUGUUUGUUUUUUUGAUCCCUGUUGUAAACAAGGGGUUCUCAGAUGUUUCGCCCCACGUCCGCAAAACGGCAUGCCUCUGUGCAUUGAAGGUGUUUCGCAUCUCCCCCGUUGAGUUUCAUAAGCAGGGGUUUUUCGACCGGAUGCUUGGGAUGCUGCGCGACGGCGAUUCGCUGGUGUCGUGCAACGCCCUUGCCGUUCUCGUGGAGGUCUCGCGGGAGGCGGAGGCAAACGGAACGGUGGAGGGCCUUUUUGACGUCACGAAGCCUAUUUUGUAUCACUUGUUGAACAAACUGCGAGGUGUGCCGGAGUGGCACCAGGCGCAGAUCAUCAAUCUUGUGCUCCGCUACACCCCUGGAAGCGAGGAGGAGAUGUUUGACAUUAUGAACCUUCUCGAGGAACGGCUGCAGAGCCACAACAGCGAUUUGAUUCUCAGCGUAUGCAAGGUGUUUUUUCACCUGACGCAGAAUUACCCCGCGGUGCACCGCCAAGUCUUUGAACGACUCAAGCUUCCGCUGCUUUCCCUCAUAUCCUCAGGCUCCAACUCGGAAGUUUCCUACGUGGUGUUGUGCCACAUUAAACUGCUCGUGCAGCGUGAACCACGCGUGUUUCAGGACGCAUACAAGUCCUUUUAUUGCCUGUACAUUGACCCUACCUAUAUGAAGGCGGUGAAGAUUGACAUACUGUCUAUGCUGGCGACGGAAGCGUCAUCCACGGCCAUCGUUGAGGAGUUUGCGGCGUACGCGUCGGAACGUGACAAGGCUGUGAGGUGUGCGGCGAUUGAGGCAAUGGGGCAGGUGGCAUUGCGCCUCCCUUGCACUGCGCAGAAGGUGCUGCAGUACUUUUUGCUCUUUCUUGAGAUGGACUCCGAUCACGCCCGUGGAAAGAGCCUUGUUGUGAUGAAGGACUAUCUGCGCAAGUACCGCGACAUCGCCGUCGUGCGUCCGUUUCUCGACGCACUUGUGCGCGUCUAUCAUGAGAUGAACUUUGCGGAUGAAGAGAGCCGAGUGGCGCUUGUGUGGGUGCUUGGAGAACUCGGUGAGCACAUUGAGGAUGCCCCCUACAUUUUAGAAGGAAUGUGCAAUGAAAAUUUACUUGCCGAAACGCCGGCGUUUCGUCUUCAGUUUCUUACCUCCGCCGUGACGCUAUUCUUCAAGCGACCCCCCGAGAUGCAGCAUGUGCUUGGAACAAUGUUCAAACUGCUCAUUAAUGAUUUCUCUCACGCGGACGUGCACGACCAGGCGUUGCUGUACCAUCGGCUGCUCCGGCAGAACCUGGUGGCGGCAAACAAAAUUAUCUCCGGCCCAAAGGCGGAGAUCAAAUACUUUGUGGAGGAGCAGAACGCGGCGCUGCGCGACAAGCUGCUGGAGGAGUUUGACACCCUCUCGGUUGUGUAUCAACAGCCGAGUGACAGUUUCUUAAAGCUGCCCAGGGCAGAAAGCGACGCUGAAGAUGACGACGACGACGACGAGGAGGAAGCGCAGGACGAGGAGGAACACCUGAUGGGUGAGGUGGUGACGGCGGCCGCCUCCGCCAGCGGCCACGCGCAGGAGACGACCGGAAAUGCGGCUGGAUGGCAGGGUGCGUCUCUUGGUAUUCUGGAGAGCGGCUUUGAGCUGUCGGAGGAUCCGAGCAUCGAGCCACAAGAAUUUCAACGUCGUUGGGGUGCGUUGGGUGAGGCGGCGACGUGCGCGUUGCAGCUGCAGCUUCGGCAAGCGCCGGAGCGUGAGAGGUUUGAGGAGGGUCUGGAGGAGUGUGGCAUCAUCACCUUGGCCUCUGGCGCUCAGGCAGGCGCGCAGAAGUACUACUUGUACGCGCAGGAGGAGGGAAACGACGCCACGUACUUUCUUCUUGAACUCUUUUUGCACAACUCCGGUGCUGUGAAUAUUACAGUUAAAUCCGAUAAUCCCCACAUGUCGCGGUUCCUGCCGCUUCUUCAGAGGAUCAUGGGGCAGUUCUGA